Messenger RNA from Penaeus indicus, 2871 nucleotides. RefSeq lists its product as uncharacterized. Gene Ontology annotation, cellular component: chromosome. The record is from RefSeq and is a predicted model, not a curated record. Gene Ontology annotation, biological process: regulation of transcription by RNA polymerase II. Bases 1 to 2871 code for a protein of 956 amino acids. Gene Ontology annotation, molecular function: chromatin insulator sequence binding. Lineage: Eukaryota; Metazoa; Arthropoda; Malacostraca; Decapoda; Penaeidae. The transcript is spliced from 7 exons.
AUGAAGUUCUCACACCCGUUGUAUUACCGGAUGCACUGCUCUGUCUUCCACGACCCAAACUAUUCUCUCACCAUCCGCAAGUACCACUGCAAGGUGUGUGGCCUGGCGGUGUUAGGGAAGGAGAACAUAAUGCGCCACGCAGCUGAGCAACACGAGGGGCGUGGUGCCUACCAGUGCCAAUACUGCAAGAAGUUUUUCCUGCGCCUACACUCGUUGGACAUGCACGUCACUUACUCCUGCGGCCGUAACCCAGCCCGUGUCUUCCCGUUGUGUGAUUACUGCGGGAAGAAAUUCUGCCAACCACAACACCUCCGCUCGCACCAAAAGCGCAUGCACGCAGACAUGGCCGAAGUCCUGAGGGAAUUCCAGUGCAAGUUGUGCUUCAAGAUCUUGGGUUCUCGGGCGGCGCUGCAGAGACACUUGAAGGAGGUGCAUCACAAGGUUAGUUGCGACUUGAGCACGGGCGCGACCUGUGACCGAUGCGGCAAAAUGUUCCAGAACAAAAGCAAUCUCAAGAUCCAUAUGUUGACGCACUCGGGAGUCAAACCGUUCAAGUGCAUCGAGACCAGUUGCAACGCGGCCUUCACCACGAAGCAAUGCCUGCAGUUCCACUACAAAAAGGUACACGGAUACUCGGGCGACAACAUGCCCAAGAUCGAGCGCUGCAUCCCGUACACCUUCGACUCGUACUCGGGCGGCCUCGUCAACGACCCGUCGAGGAAGGCCGCGCCCGAGCCCCGUUCUGAGCCCGAGCAGCCCGAACCCAGCACGCCCACGCCCACCGAACCGCCAGCUCCCGAGGACUCGUCCCAGAGUUCCGACCCGCCCCUCGCGCCGCUCACGCCCACGGAGGGGCCUCCCACAUCGCGCGCCGACCUCCUCCUGGCCGCGGCCGCCAAGCUGCCUCCCGCCGCGACGUUGCACGGCUACGUGACCAAGUACGCCGCCGCCACCCGGCUGGUGAGCAAGGGCUCCCGCAAGUGGCUCGGCGACCCCAUGGACAUGCCCGACCGCGACUACAACGACAGGGACGUGUACGACUUCGACGACAAGCUGGAGGAGGACCUGCUGCAGAAGAGGAAGAAGGACGAGGAGUGCGGCGGCGAGGACAAGCUGUACCGGCGCGAGUCGACCGCCUCCCUGCUGGUGGAGGCGGCGCUCAACGUGGCCGAGCAGAACAUGAAGAUGGACAGCCGCAACAUCGGCAGCCACGACCGCCUGCUGGGCUACAGCGGCCGGUACUCGCCGCUGCCGCCCGCGACGGUCGUCACGUCCAUCGAGCAGAUUCUGCCGCACGACGCCGCCCUCGCCACGCACAUCAAGUACACGACCAGCGCCGCCGACGACGAGCGGGCGCACCUCGAGUACACACUGGAGCGAGAGUACGACCCCCGAGACCUCCCGGAAGUGAUGGUCGUGCACGAGACGAUAGGCUCCCGAGACCUGCACGACCAGCUCAGCCACGACCUGCAAGACAAUCUGCACGCCGCUCUCGACCAUCUCCCACCCACCUCCGUCAACGACGACCUGCACCAUUCCCACCACCACGUACAACACUCGGACCACGCCCACAAUCUCGCCCUGGUCAAAUCCGACGAGUUGCCGCCACCCACGCCCGCAACGCCCGUGGAUCCAGGAACGCCCAUGGCCCCGCCCACGCCUCUGAGUUCAAGCGGGGGUCUCGAGCCGACGCUGCACGUGCUUGACCAGCUGCCCGUGACCCAGGGCCUCCCGGUGUCGCUGUCCUCGCUGUCGGUGGGCCUCGACAUGAGCUACAAGCACUACCGCCACGCCGAGCUGACCCCCGUGAGCCAGGAGCACUGCCUGGCCGGCCAGCUCGACGACUCCGAGGCUUCUAUGGGGCUGGACCCCAUGGGUGAGAGCGCGCAGCUGUCACCUCGGAACGACCACCUGGCGGAUCAGCUGCCGCUGCCCGAGCUCCAGCCCCACGACUUCCGGGGGCUAGCCGCCCUGCGCUCGCCGGAACCCCCGAGGUCGCCGUACCUGUCGCCGAGUCCCACUCCCGACGCGCUCCGCUCGUAUCCCGCGAAUUCGGACGGAAUGCGCUCGCCUCUGCCUGUGGACCAGUGCGUGGACAUGUCGCGCGGGAACCUCUUCAUCCGCCCCGCCGACCUGGCCAGUCUGCAGCAGAGGUACCACGGGGAAGUCAGUCACCAGUCCGGGAGGACGCAGCUGUACGAGCUCGAGCGCGUCCCCUCCCAUUCCCUCGACCUCACGCUGCCCAGACACGACCCUGAGUUGCACAGAGCGAAUUCCCCCCUCCACGGCCCCCCCGUGACCAGGACCAUUUCAUCUCCCUCACAGUUAUCUCCUCACAAUCAGUUAUCUCCUCACAACCAGCUCUCGCCUCACAACCAACUGUCCCCGAAUAAUCAGUUAUCGCCCCACAACCAGCUCUCCCCCAAUAACCAGCUGUCUCCCCACACCCAGUUGCCUCCGUACUCCCAGCUGUCUCCCCAUGGUCAGAUGUCUCCGCUCGUGAGUCUGGGUAUGGUGGAGCGGGGAGGGGUCGGGAGCCCCCCUCUCUCUCCUACGGCUAACCCCCUCCCCCCCAUCAGCCGCAUCGUGGCCCCCUCGUCUCACUCCCCGUUGCUAACCUCGCGCCAAAUGUCUCCAAUACCAAGAUCGGAGCUGUCGCCCUCGUUCACCACGCACACCCACGGGGAGCUGUUCGUGACGAGCGGCGCCAUCCCCCUGCAGCCCAGCACUCCUGGCCCCCCUCUCACCCCCGGCCCCCAGCUCAGCAAGGAGAGAUCCUCGUCUCCCUAUAACCAGUACCCUUCGUCACCGUACCCCAGGCACCAGCACCACUCCUCCCCGCCUCCCUCGUACCACUACCAGUAUUACUGA